Leishmania braziliensis MHOM/BR/75/M2904 is the source of this 705-nucleotide messenger RNA. RefSeq lists its product as hypothetical. The transcript has a single exon. The coding region runs from base 1 to 705 and encodes 234 amino acids. NCBI's taxonomy places the organism in Eukaryota, Euglenozoa, Kinetoplastea, Trypanosomatida, Trypanosomatidae. The record is from RefSeq and is a predicted model, not a curated record.
AUGAAGCUUCACCUGGAAGAUGCUUACGAUGAGCUGUGUGCCGAGUACAACACCAUGCCGCUAUGGAACUUCCUCGGCUCUCUGCGGAACACGUAUGUUUUGCCAGACGGCGAAGUCUUCAUGGACGCCUCUUCUGUCGAGGGAGAUCACUUCUGCGUCUUCGUCGAGCUUCUUCGCAAACUGCUGCUUCGACCCAUUGUAUUUGUCAAGCCCACUGCCGUGCAUCUUGGCGCAGCUGCAUCGACGCUAAGCCACUCCACUCUCUACAAGCCACAAGAGCGAGACGGUCACGCCUACUACGUCAUGCCGCCUCGUCUACUGCGGAUAAAGCUGCGCCUCUCGCGCAACGCGAAUAACGUAGAUGUGGAGCGCGUAUGCCACCUGAUAGUGGCGCAGAAGGUGUUGGACUGCGUUCCGUCCCCGACAGCGCGCGAUAGCUCCACAGAAGAAAAUGGUCAAGGUACUGGUUCCCUGUCGCAGUUGAACUGGCCGGAGAGGGCAAUCAUCGAAAGCAUUGACUUGCACAGCUGUGUGUUUGUUUCCCUUCCGGGUGGGCGAGCCCUGCGCACAGCCGCGCGGCGCAAUGUGUACCUGCAAAAUGUGUUCCUGGAGGGGUGUAGCGUGAACGCGGCGGUGGUGGCGCACAUAGCGCGAGUGACUCGCAGAAAUCGGGAGCAGUUUCGUCUCGCAUGUGCUUUGUCCUGA